This is a messenger RNA of Aspergillus wentii DTO 134E9, 1248 nucleotides long. RefSeq lists its product as uncharacterized. The coding region runs from base 197 to 979 and encodes 260 amino acids. NCBI's taxonomy places the organism in Eukaryota, Fungi, Ascomycota, Eurotiomycetes, Eurotiales, Aspergillaceae. The transcript has a single exon. The record is from RefSeq and is a predicted model, not a curated record.
ACACAUUUCUCUCUCGGGAUGGGAGGCUCUUGUCGCUCAGGGAAUCUGACGGCAUAGUAUUAUUAAAGGAAAACCUAUCCAGCACAUCGCCACCAGGCGUGUCGACUAUUGGAACCCCCGCCUCAUCUCAGGCGCUGUAUGCAUUGUUCUUCAGGAGGAUCCGCACACUGUACUCUCAUUUGAUUCCUGGCAGCCCAUGUGUUCUUUUCUCGAAACGUCGCCACCCAGCUACCAUCCACUUCACACCGCGACCUUCUGCUCGCCCAUCGUCAAACUGACAAAGGAGUUUGCUAUCCUUACAGAGAGCGGGGAGGUAUAUAUCUGGGGAAAUAGUCUUCCAGAGCAACCACCGACGCCCUCCGAUGACGACGAAGAGUUUGACAAUGCGCUGUUUGAAGCGGCCUGGCUUGGCACGCCUAUUGAAAUUGAUAGAUGGCCAUCAAGACUACCCGUCGCACUCGACUACGAGCCCAGAAAACUACCUUUACCCCCAAUCCGUCGUCUGUCCACGGGAGCCUGUAAUAGCAUCUGUAUAACUGGAUCGGGGCAACUCUUCAUCUGGGGCUACAAGCAUGACAAAUGGCCGGAAAUCCGAGAUACCAGUGAUAAAUAUGGUACUGAAUUAAGAGAAGCCACUAUUCCAGCUGGAAGUGGAGAUGCACGCUUAAGAGUUAAAGAUGCAGCGGCAGGACGGGAACAUGUCGUGGUUCUUACAGAAGAUGGAUCUUUAUGGUCAGCCGGUGAUGGGCUUUACGGACAGCUGGGCAUUGGACUAAGGCAGUUUGGGCUGUGCUCCGAAGGAGGCGUUAUUGAUAUGCUAGAAAAUUAUACCGAGGAGGAGUUUGCCGUGGACUGGCAGCGAAUGGAUAUGGAAGCUCUUGGGGGACAGAAAUGCGAGGCAGUCUUUGCUGAUGGUGAAAACACAUUAAUCCUAACAAAAGAUCAGUGUCUGCGUGAUUCUUUGAGAUGGAAUGCAUAGAGAUACCCCGCAAAUUUAUUCCUUGUUCGAUUAUCUUACUUCCACUGUUUGUCCUUAAAUUAGUUACUGGGUGGUGGAUUGCCUUAUAUACUUGAACUCUCGUCGGAAUAUAUCCUCUGGAACAUCUAAACACAGCAAUUAUUAUACAUAUCCUUUUGCGAAUAUCGUGCUCCUUAGUAAAACUCUAUUGAUUGAAAAUCCCAUCUUUGCAGUAGUGUCUGUCUUUGAAUUGAUCUUAUGUGAUCUAAACCUUUGCUGCAUCAUAGUGG